UAGUAACCUUUCUUCAGCCAGUCUUCAGCCAAUCAGCGUGCGCUCCGGGCCAUGACGUCAUUUUCCCGCGGACCCGCUCCUUCCAUGCCAAGCUAUCUCUCCAUUCAUUUUCAAUACGAAUUUUGGCUCUAUAUCUGCUUGGAGAACAGUUCAAAGGUCAAAAUACGUCAUAUCCGCCUUCUAGAACCCUGGUGGAAGCAAGGGGAAGGGGCUAAAGCCAUUUUUGAUCAGCGAAAAACCACGCGAAUCCACACUUUCUGGCCGGAAUGGCGGCCGAAUCGUCGGGUGACGAAAUGGACCAACACUGCCACCAACUACAAAGUAGAUGCAGGCUGUGUGGGAGUGAUAACAAUACUCAAAAAACAUGCAGCACAUCAUACAGAGCAGAGUUUCUGAACCUCUUUGGGAUUGAUCUAUCUGCUGACAUAUCCAAUGUCCACCCACAAUCAGUUUGUCACAAUUGCAGAUGUACCUUUGAUAGAUACAAGAAUCACCCCAAUAAAGAGUUGUAUUGCCCUACUGUAAAACCGUACACCUUCAAACAGCACAGCGACUCCUGCACAAUCUGCUAUGGUCAAACUACAGGUGACCAUAGCUAUCACACAAAACAAAAGCGUGGCAGAAAACGGAAGAAGACUAGGCCAGCUGGCCCGGGGCGAGGCAAGAAAAAGGAAAAGGGGAGAGACAUGGAAGGAACUGCAUUAAAUGCUAGUCAGACAAGCACACAGACAAACACAACUGUUCAGACAUGUCAGGCGGAGAUGGGCACAGUAAAGUCGGGUGGAACAAGUACUCAGGAGAACAGAACUGUUCAGGCGGAGAUGGGCACAGUAAACUCGGGUGGAACAUGUACUCAGGAGAACAGAACUGUUCAGGCGGAGAUGGGCACAGUAAACUCCGGUGGAACAUGUACUCAGGAGAACAGAACUGUUCAGGCGGAGAUGGGCACAGUAAACUCGGGUGGAACAUGUACUCAGGAGAACAGAACUGUUCAGGCGGAGAUGGGCACAGUAAACUCGGGUGGAACAUGUACUCAGGAGAACAGAACUGUUCAGGCGGAGAUGGGCACAGUAAACUCGGGUGGAACAUGUACUCAGGAGAACAGAACUGUUCAGGCGGAGAUGGGCACAAUAAACUCGGGUGGAACAUGUACUCAGGAGAACAGAACUGUUCAGGCGGAGAUGGGCACAGUAAACUCGGGUGGAACAUGUACUCAGGAGAACAGAACUGUUCAGGCGGAGAUGGGCACAGUAAACUCGGGUGGAACAUGUACUCAGGCGAACAGAACUGUUCAGAUGGAUAUGGGCACACAGACAGAUGAAAGUGUCUGUGGGUAUAUUAUUGAUGGCAACAAACCUAAUGUUUCUGACAUGCCACUAACAGUGCUGUGCAAAGUCGUGAAGGCUGCAGCACAAGGUCAGAGGCAAUCCAUACUAGAAGACAGCAAAACAAUCUCCGAGCUACACAAAGAGCCACAGACAUUAUCAGACUUAGAUCCCAAAACAUACUAUUCAAACCGUAAUUGUGUCUGCACAAGUUUUGUAGAUGGACUAGCAGACAAGAAGACAUCCACAGCAUCAAAGGUGAUGACAUUAGAGCAAAUAUAUCAUAUAGUCUCUCCCGUUCUUGUAGCACCCUUCACCUUUACCCGCAACUUGCUAUGUUAUGUUGCCACCAACAGCAAGCUUGUAGUAAACAUGCUUGGCAAAAUCUCAUCCGGUGGGAUGAUAGACACUGUAAAAUCAUACCUUGACACUAUAGCUGUUAAUCCUUUGCCUUUUCCAAAUGGUGAUUGCGAGGUGGCCAUUGACAAUGACCAAAAGUUGAAAAAACAGUGGUCAGUGAGGGCUAAAGGAAAAAUGACAUGCAGUGUGGUGACAAGUGUAUGUCAGGUGGAGCAUGGGCCUGAGAUGGACAUGCAAGGUCGUGAUGACUUGUCUCCAGCGUCAUGGGGCAAGUACAUUGAGGAGGCUCAGAAAGACAAAAACGUUGCAGCAAGGUUGGAAGCCAGCCUCAGUCCUUCGGAAAGAACCAACAAGGUGCAUCUUGCCGAGGUCAGGAAAUUUCUUCACCAGAGGCUGGGAAAAGUGGCAAAUGAACAAGUGCUGCAAGGUGACCACUAUGAGGACUAUGUAGAUGCCCGUGUGGCAGACAUGGAGAAGAAGAAAGAGUUUAAGAACUGUGCUGCAUGUGGAUUGGAAUUGGCCAAGACCAAGCGCAUUUGUGCUAAUCCACGGUGCCUAGCCAAUCUAAAAGAAGCAGAAGAAGCUGCCGCUGGGAAGGAUCUGUUCGGGACAAUGAUUCUUGCACCUGUGAAGAGAUACACUUAUAGACAAAAAGAGACGGAGGUAGAUUUCGUCAUAGAUAAUGAGCAUACAGUCUCGGUAAAGAAGGACACAACAGUUGUUUCCCGUGAAGAACAUGAAGACAUUCCAUCAAGCCAUCCACACAUUCCACCUCCCAUCACAAUGUCAGACCCGGUCUUUGUUAAUCCAAAUUCUGCUUCAGCCAUGAGGAAAGUCCUCCGCCAUGUUGGCAAGACAGCUAACAUUGCCCGUUACCAUGACAACAGCCCUUGCACAAGAAAGUGGCUUGUUGUAGCCAUGGAUGGACUACCCUUAGGCAUAACGAGAAACAUUAUUAACAACACAAUGUACUGUUCUUCCUGCAAGGUGUCCUUUGAGUCUCUCCAGCUGUUCAAAACCCACGUAGAAGAAACCCAUGAAGGUGAAACUAUCCCUGAAGUAAGGGAGUUUGACUGGGUGAUUCUACGUGUGGGAAAGCUCCAUCUGGAAAUGAAUGCGCUGAAAGCAUUUGUGGACUUGAACUGGGAUGUCUGGUUUGCAGCCCUGGCAGAGGAGAUGGGCUUCAAGUCCGAGGGUGCCCAGCGGGUUGCCAAAAGCUGUGCCGACCACCACAAAAGCAUGGAGCUUUUGCAGAUCGCUAUUAAGGGUACAACAGAUGAGCUGCUACUUCCAUAUGUGAGGGAGAAGCUAAAGAGUGGAGAGCAACAGUCCAUGUCUGCAGAUGACUUCUUGUUCCGCUGGUGUCCCAAGUUAGAAAGUAAGAACUUCAUGUUCCUGCAGCAACAAAUUAAUCUCUAUGCUUUGGCCAUCAGAAAUUUCCAUGUUGGGACAAGACGCAACAACACGGAGUACAUCCAGGCAGGUGUUGAACUCUUUUCACCCCUUUUCAGCGGUAGAAACCACCCGAAGUAUCAACUAAUCGACAUGUACGACUCCAUGGAAAGAGCAACGUACCCUGAAGACUUGAAAGUCUUCAUGGAGCGAACAGAAUCAGUCACCAAUGUAAACAACUCCCUUGGAGAAGGCAUGGACGCCAAGCUGGAAGAGAAAAACAAAGCUUCAAAGGCCUGGCAUAAAGGUGCACCACUUGCAGAAGACUGGGUUCGUGUGUUCAGAAACUUGGAUGUGUUACAAAAGCUGAGAGCUCGGUUCUUUGAGGUCAUCGGUGUCCCGGAAUCCGCAUCAUCAGAGGGAUGUAACCGGUACAACCAGGAGCCAGAAGUGGAUGUCUGGCGGGCGAGACUUCGUGCAGAAGAGUACCUGUCCAACCCGUAUGAUGAUCAAUCACCUCACACCUCGAUCACCGGUAUACCACUUACAGAAGAUCUGAUCAAAUUCGAAAAGAAAGCUCGUGAAAACAAAAUGUUGGUUUUCAAUGAAGUUGUACUAAAAGGAAAGCCACGAUCAGAUGUCAGGCAGACCAUUGUACAUGUAACUGAAGAUGAGAAGUGUAAGGCAGAAGACAUCACCAAACAGCCAAAAAAGAUCAUUAUAGAGAGAACCAAAAAGCUACUAGAAGAGUUUGUGGUUGAAGAUGUCCAAUCCUACUAUCUGCAGAAGCUCUCCCUGUUGGAACCGAAAAUCACCAACACCAACAAAAACGAUUUCCUUGGACUGUACUAUGAAGUAGAUAAGGAAGCAAGUGAGCAAGAAAAGAUAAGGUGUGCAGUCCAGUUGGAUGUAAUGGGAGAUACCAAUCUUGCUUAAAACAGUAAAGUACAGGACGAGACAUGGUUGGAUUGCUCUAUAGAUAUAUUGUAUGAGGACCAGAUGAGUUUCUAAGUGCCAUAUUGUACCUGUUUUGUACACGGCUUACAUUUGUAUUGCUUCAGUCCAGUGUUUUGCCACAAAAGGCAAAAGUAAGUGUACAUAUGAUCUUGUAUGAGGACUAGACAUGAGUUUCUAAGUGCCAUAUUGUACCUGUUUUGUACACGGCUUACAUUUGUAUGGCUUCAGUCCAGUGUUUUGCCACAAAAGGUAAAAGUAAGUGUACAUAUGAUCUUGUAUGAGGACUAGACAUGAGUUUCUAAGUGCCAUAUUGUACCUGUUUUGUACACG
Molecule: messenger RNA, 4364 nt
Organism: Branchiostoma floridae (Florida lancelet)
Lineage: Eukaryota; Metazoa; Chordata; Leptocardii; Amphioxiformes; Branchiostomatidae
Exons: 3
Coding region: 267-4013 (1248 amino acids)
Source: RefSeq, a predicted model, not a curated record